GCAUGUGAAUGAGUGAAAGACAGGGAGCGUGAGAGGAGAAAUUUCAGCCUGACCUCUGCUUCUCUGUUGGUGUGGAGGAUCAGGACUUUCUGCUCUAGAAUCUCUAGUCUUCUGCUGAGGAGGAGGGAGGACACACAGACGAGCGAGAGCUUUAGAGAGGAUCUCACACCGCUCAUGCCCCGGCUCUCCUCUCUGAGGGAUGGGCACCACAGAGGCAACUCUACGAAUGGAGAACUUGGAAGUGAAAGACGAGUGGCAGGAUGAAGACUUCCCCAGACCACUACCAGAGUACGGAGACAUGGAUCCCUCUUGUGGUCUCACAGACGACAGAGCCUCUCCUCCUAACUCCCUGAAUGUGAGCCCACCUGGAGGAGGAGGUGGCGGCGGAAUGUCCUCCACCCACCGCAAACGGCGCACACUGGUUGCCCCAGAGAUGAACCUUUCCCUGGACCAAAGCGAGGGCUCUUUGCUGUCAGAUGACUUCCUGGAUACACCGGAUGACCUGGACAUCAACGUUGAUGACAUCGAUACGCCUGAUGAGACAGACUCACUGGAGUUCAUCACCAAUGGCAACGAGCUGGAGUGGGAGGAUGAUACACCAGUGGCCUCAGCCAAAGCAGGUCCAGCUGAUGGUUCAGGAGAUGUGGAUGGGGAGGGGAAUGCUAACAAUGGACGCCUCUGGAGGACUGUGAUCAUUGGAGAACAGGAGCAUCGUAUUGACAUGCAGGUCAUCAGACCUUACCUCCGGGUCAUCACACACGGAGGUUAUUAUGGCGAGGGCCUCAAUGCCAUCAUUGUUUUCUCUGCGUGUUACCUGCCUGACAGCAGCUGUCCAGACUACCACUACAUCAUGGAGAACCUCUUCCUGUACGUAGUGAGCAGCCUGGAGAUGCUCGUGGCUGAAGAUUACCUGAUCAUCUACAUGAAUGGAGCCACUCCUCGGAGUAAGAUGCCUGGGAUCAGCUGGCUGAAGAAAUGUUACCAAAUGAUUGACAGAAGACUGAGGAAAAACCUGAAGUCUUUGGUAAUCGCUCAUCCCACCUGGUUCAUACGCACCGUCCUGGCUAUAUCAAGGCCUUUUAUCAGUGUGAAGUUCAUGAAUAAGAUCCAGUACGUCCACAGCCUGGAUGAGCUGGCAGAGAUCGUCCCCAUGGAGCACGUCCAUGUUCCUGAGUGUGUGGUGCAAUUUGACGAGGAGAGGAUUAAAGCACGGAGGGAAAGGAUGGAGCAGGAGCACAGACAGCAGGAGCAGCAGCAGUCAGUCCCACAGGAGCCAAUUAAAAAGUCAGAGAGGCCGAAGUCGAUGAUUGUAGAUCAAGGAUUAUGAGAAGGACAGAACUUCGCAGCCGAAGUGUGUGACAAACGUAUGGAGCAUGAACCCUUGGUUUUAUCACCGUACGAAGCAGUGGGUCCAACAAGUCUAUGUGCUUCCGUCUUUAACCAACAUCCAGCCGAUGAUUUGUGCCGUCAAGACGGUAAAUGCUCCAUCUCAUUAAUCCCUCUACGUGGAACCCCUUCUCUUUCUCUGCCAGAUGGUUUCAUACUGCAACUUGAAAAUGUACGAUGGAAGUCGGCGCUCUGUUACAGGAAGUGUUUCUCUGUGGAAACUAUUGUUGGGUUCAUCGAUUCAUUAACCUGCUGUGUGGUCGGACCUGUUGUAUCACUCUUAUUGUAUAAUUACAUCAUCAUGAGGCUUUGGAAGACCAGGACGUUGACAGUAUAAUGCAACACAAAUAGACUGGGACGUUAAAGAAAGACGUUUGACUGUGGCAAUGUUGGGCGACACAACUGUAACUCCAAUUGUGGAUGUUUAAGCUUAAUUUCAUGGAAGAUGGCUUUCAUUUUCCAAAAUUGUACUUUUGGUUAAUAAUAAAUUAAAUAUACUAAAUGAACUCAGAAAAAAGGCCAAAUUUUACAUCAACAAUUCUGAAAAUCUGACAACUGGAGAUAUAAGCUUUUUGCCUGACGCCAGUGAUGUGUAAAUAUGUUAUGUAAGAUUUAACACUUGACCACAGAUGUUUCACAGCAACAUUAUUGAUGUAGCAGAUGCUGAUCUUGGGUCAGUGUGUGACCACCUGACCAUGCACACAUUAAUAUUCACGCUGGCUCGUGUGAAUAUAAUGUGUGUUAGAUGUAAAUUACAAUGCAUCAAAUUCCUUCAUCUUUAUAAUUAUUAUUAUUAUUUGCCUCAUACCUGCUGUAUCCUAGGCCUUCUUGAGCUCUCUCUUUUGCUGUACUGACAUUUCGGAAAUGUCAAAAUGUACUAACAUCUGUACUGUACCUUGUGUUUAUGAUGUGCCUCAGUCAUCUUGUGCGUUGAAAAUACAGGAACAUGAACAUUUGCAUUUUGUGGCCUGGAACACCCAUAUGAGAAAAUCUUUAAGAAUUAUAUAUAUAUGUAUUUACAUAUAUAUAUAUAUAUAUAUAUAUAUAUAUAUAUAUAUAUAUAUAUAUAUGCUGAAAAUAUAAUGUUUAUUUUAUGUAACAUGGUUAUGGCCACUUAGAUGUCAUAGAACAUUUAAAGGUAGGCUAUACUAUGCGGGAAGUCGAAAGUUAAAGUAAAAGCCAACCCAGAUUGACUCUAGUCAGUGUUUCGUCUCGUCAUAUUUGUGUUUUUCGGCACUGUGUCUCUUGAACGACUGCUGCUUAUGGUCUGGUACCUGGUGGCUACACACCCACAAAUGUCCCGAACACAGAAAUAAGAAAAUGCAGGCAGAGUCUCUGCAGAAAAAUACACCUCCCAACACUUCUGAUGGGUCAUAAGUGAUGACUGGGAGGGAUUAUUUCUGUCUGAGUCCAUACAUUGCUUUUUUAAGGGAAUUCCUGCAUAGUAUACCUUUAAACAAAUAUGCUUUUUAUCAAUAUUUUAGACUAUGUAGUCUGCAUAUUCCAUUCUGUAUGUCAUGUAUAAGAUAAAUAUAAUGCUAGCCCACCAUAUACAAAACAUGUGCAAUUAUUUUUUUAUGACAUUUGUAUCAAAGUGGCCAUAAUUAAUACACAAACUUUGUACGAAUAAUUGUACUUUAAUUUGAUUAACUGUGCAUAUCUAUAAUUCUUACUGAUUUGUUUCAUAUGGGAACAUUUGCUCAGAUUGUGAAAACAUGUUCUGCGACUAACUUGAUGAAGUAUACAGCGUCCUGUGAAAGGAAAUUUCAGAAGCAUAAAGUUUAUGUAGCUUAUGUGGAGUUUGUGAUUUCCAUUUCAGCGGCAUGACAUCCCCUCAUGUUUUUUUUUAUCUUAGUGUGGCUUUAUCUAUUGAAUAUUUGGGACAAUGUCAGCACACUCCCAUUUAACAGAAGUUUAAACAUUUGUCAAACACCCUAAUUGCAUUAUGGAUUGGACGAUUCUUGGGUUAAGUUGAUUUUCUUGUGUCUUCCAUCUCUUCAACUCACAGUAGCAGGAGGGCAGAGGAGGAAGAACUUUUAUUUUUGUAAAGUAAUUCAUAACUGUAUCACCUGCCUGCCUUUUUUUUCUUUGCACAACUGGAUUAUUUUUAAGAGGAGAAAAGUUCCUCUAAAGUGUAUUCUGUGUUGUUGUUAAGUAGCAUUACUGAGGUCACGCGGUCAUGUAGCUCUUCGUAAAGCAUGAACAUGUUUAUGCUUCUUUGGAACAGAAACUAGGACUCAUGUAAUGUCUGUUCCUAAAGUGCCAUCCCACUUCUGUUCUUUUGCCUUUCUGGUGUAGGAAUGUUAAAGACAGGGUUCAACUUUGAGGUUUGUUUGCUGUACUGAGUGCCUAUUUUUGAACCAAAUGAUUACAAGAAAUCCAGAAGUAAAGUAGUAGAAGUAAAGGAAUGUAAAGUGUAGCCUUUUCAUCUGUAGUUAUUGUAGUUUAUAGGUUCAGUUUAUCAAGUCGCACCCAAUAUUGUAAGCAAGGUUUGCAUAGAAACGGCUGAUAUGACCUUUCCAAAAACUGAAAUGUUCAUUUUGACGAUAAAAGCACAAUAUUUAUAUUAUUACAAAUUAUUUGCCUGCCAUUUGUCUGCUGUAAAAUGUUUGCUCAGAUUCAAAUGGGAAAGAGGAUCCAUCAUUUAUUCUGAAGUUCCUUAGAUCUCCAUGAUCGGUUCUGCCUUGUAAAUAUGAAUGAAUAAACUGUUCCUCCAAAAAUCUGUUUUGUUUUAUGUUUUCAUACAUUUGGGUAUGCACUGGAAAAACUUGAUACUUGAAAUGACUUGUCCAUUCUAGACUGCUGUAUGUUAUUGAGACAAAUUUUAGAGCCUCAUAUCCACUAUGGGGGUGUGGGUAGGUGUUUGCUAACGAGUUUGUGAGAGGCUGUUUUAUGUCUGUGUUGUGUUACCAUUUUUUUUUUCUGUUGCACCCAAGAGGCCAACAAAAGCAGUUGCUGCAGGUUUAAGUGGCAAUUACAGCUU
Messenger RNA from Epinephelus moara (kelp grouper), 4369 nucleotides. RefSeq names its product ATCAY kinesin light chain interacting caytaxin a (gene atcaya). Lineage: Eukaryota; Metazoa; Chordata; Actinopteri; Perciformes; Serranidae. Bases 200 to 1327 code for a protein of 375 amino acids. Gene Ontology annotation, biological process: apoptotic process. The transcript has 13 exons. The record is from RefSeq and is a predicted model, not a curated record. Gene Ontology annotation, cellular component: cytoplasm.